Hypanus sabinus (Atlantic stingray) is the source of this 5652-nucleotide messenger RNA. RefSeq lists its product as uncharacterized. Gene Ontology annotation, molecular function: protein binding. The transcript has 6 exons. The record is from RefSeq and is a predicted model, not a curated record. NCBI's taxonomy places the organism in Eukaryota, Metazoa, Chordata, Chondrichthyes, Myliobatiformes, Dasyatidae. Gene Ontology annotation, cellular component: extracellular matrix. Bases 1 to 3585 code for a protein of 1194 amino acids.
AUGAUCUCCAGUCUUCCUGCUAAUGUAUUUGAAUUCACUCCAAAACUCAUUGAACUUUCCUUGACAGAAAACAAACUUCUCACUCUUCCUGAUAAAGUGUUCAGUAAACUGUUUAACCUGGCUAAACUUCUACUGAGCAAGAACCAGAUCUCAACUAUUGGAAAGAAAGCUUUCAGUGGCCUUAAACAUUUGAGUGAUCUUCAGCUGCAAGGAAACAAUAUUAGCACGUUGGACAAUGAAGUUUUUGAAGAAUUAUCCAAGUUGAAAAAGCUGAAUCUUGCCAAUAAUCAGUUGUUUAAUAUGCCUAAUGGAACCUUUAAUAAUUUGCAAUUUCUUUCUUCCUGUGGACUCGACCUGCAGAAUAACCCCUUUGUUUGCGACUGUCAAUUAAUAUACCUGAGAAAGUGGAUGAAGGCAAAUGAAAGGAGAGUAAAAUCAGCGAGUAAAUUGUUAUGUGACAGUCCUGUUGAUAGAGCUGGAUUGACUAUUCUAUCUUUAAAAGAGGAAGAAUUUAUCUGUUUAACUACAACGGCACUAACUAAUAUGCUAUAUUCACUUUUUAGCGAGAUUCUUGAAGCAAACCCUGUACUCGAUAGAGCUAAUCGAAUUCCAGGAUCUAGACCCUCAACCAAAUUACGUCCACAACCACUCAUACUUUGCUUGCACUAUUUUACAACCAAAGAAGCUAUACUCCAAGAGGCAAGGAAAAGGGAUAAACGAUCGUUGUAUUCCGUUGCUGAUUGUGCAUAUGAUGUCAUUGCGCGGAAGGAUACCAAAUUGUAUGCCCUCUACAGCGGUCAAUAUCUCAGGAGAAGAGAAGAAACUUUGACGCCCAUGUUCCAGCCAAUCAUUUCACUGGCGGGUUUUGAAAUGAUCUUUAGUUGCUAUGGUGCUUAUCAAAUGAAGUAUAGUCGGAGACACAGUAAUGGGAUAAACAAGCUUAUCAAGAGUUUUCAGAAGCAGAGGAGCUGUGCCUUUCCCAGUUUUGUAGAAGUAUAUUGUGACAAGGUUGUUAAAUUCCUUUCUUCUGGAUUUUGCUCGCCCAUAAGGAACAUGAUUUCCAGAUGGUUUUUGGGUAUUCUGACUCUGUGCACUUUUGCGACUUGCUCUUGUGAUUGUGAAUUCCAAAAAGAAGACUUUGUUUGUAACAAAAGAUCCAUGAAGGAAAUGCCAGCGAAUAUACCUUCCAAUGUAACUGAAAUACACGUGAUGAAUACUAAUAUUAGCACAUUAAGAUCUGGGGCCUUUAAGAAUUAUCCUGCAACAGUGAAGAGGAUUGAUUUUAUGAAUAAAUUACUAUCGACGAUAGAAAUUGGGGCCCUGGAUGGUCUCCGUAAUCUCAUUCAUCUUGAGGUAGAUGGUAGCCAACUGGAAACAUUGAAUGUUGGGGUUUUUGACAACCUUCCACAACUGAAGAAUCUCUUCCUGACAACAAAUCGUAUUAAGAAUCUAGAAAAGGGAUUAUUUGAUAAACUUCUGAAAUUAGAGGAACUGCGUUUGUUUGACAAUAGAUUACACGAGAUUCCAAGUGGAAUACUUGACAAACUUUCACAGCUUCAAAAAUUGCAUAUUGGAGGAAAUCAGAUAAAGAAUCUUCCUCCACGAAUAUUUGAUAAAGUUAGAAAACUCAAAGUUCUUCGACUUCACAAUAAUCAGAUUGCUAAUCUUACAACAGGUAUUUUUGACCAUCUCUCAGACCUCACUGAGCUUUCUUUGGGUAGGAAUAAUAUUUCACAUCUCCCAGCUGACAUUUUUUCUAAACUUAUUAUGUUAGAAAAGUUGUAUUUGGAGUCAAACUCCAUCACAGAACUUCCUGAAGCAAUUUUGAACAAUUUGACAAAAUUAUCUCGCCUGAAGCUGGACUCUAACAUGAUCUCCAGUCUUCCUGCUAAUGUAUUUGAAUUCACUCCAAAACUCAUUGAACUUUCCUUGACAGAAAACAAUCUUCUCUCUCUUCCUGAUAAUGUGUUCAGUAAACUGUCUAACCUGCUUAAACUUCUACUGAGCAAGAACCAGAUCUCAACUAUUGGAAAGAAAGCUUUCAGUGGCCUUAAACAUUUGAGUGAUCUUCAGCUGCAAGGAAACAAUAUUAACACGUUGGACAAUGAAGUUUUUGAAAAAUUAUCCAAGUUGAAAAAGCUGAAUCUUGCCAAUAAUCAGUUGUCUAAUAUACCUAACGGAACCUUUAAUAAUUUGCGAUCUCUUUCUUCCCGUGGACUCGACCUGCAGAAUAACCCCUUUGUUUGCGACUGUCAAUUAAUAUACCUGAGAAAGUGGAUGAAGGCAAAUGAAAGGAGAGUAAAAUCAGCGAGUAAAUUGUUAUGUGACAGUCCUGUUGAUAGAGCUGGAUUGACUAUUCUAUCUUUAAAAGAGGAAGAAUUUAUCUGUUUAACUACAACGGCACUAACUACUAUUCCACAAGUUUCAACUUUGAUGACAACUUUAUUAACUGCCGUGAAUAUCUUUACAACAGAAGGAAUUAUCACACCAGAAACUUCAAAUCCUAUUGUGACUACAGUGUUAACUACUCCCAGUACAACAGAACUCACAACAGAACAGACAUCCACAUCUGGCAUUUCAACACAUAUUACGACUACAGUAUUAUCUACUCCCUGUACCACAAAGACUACAGAACAGAGCACCACACCAGAAAUUUCAACACCUAGUUUGACUACGGAGUUACCCACUCCCAGCACAACUGAACUAACAGAACAGUCUACCACACCAGAAAUGUCAACACCUCGUUUGACUACGGAGUUAUCAACUCCCAGUACAAUUGAACUAACAGAACAGUCUACCACACCAGAAAUUUCAACACUUACUUUGACUACGGAGUUAUCUACUCCCAGUACAACUGAACUAACAGAACAGUCUACCACACCAGAAAUUUCAACACUUACUUUGACUACGGAGUUAUCUACUCCCAGUACAACUGAACUAGCAGAACAGUCUACCACACCAGAAAUUUCAACACCUAGUUUGACUACGGAGUUAUCUACUCCCAGUACAACUGAACUAGCAGAACAGUCUACCACACCAGAAAUUUCAACAUCUAGUUUGACUACAGAAUUAUCUACUCCCAGUACAACUGAAUUAACGGAACAGACCACCACUCCAGAAGUUUCAACUACGACUAAAAUUAUGAGGAUAGCCACAACCAAAAUUUCUACAACUCAUGGUAUGACAACCGAACAAGCAUCUCACAUGCAUUGGACAUCCUCAAUAACUUGGAUGACAUCAAUGGCUAAAGUAACAAGCGCAAAGGUGAUCUUCAAUUCAGUAAUUCUUACUAAAUAUACUUCAGAAACACCAACUGAAAACACCUCUAUACCAGAAUUCUCUUCUACUUCUGUGCAAACAUCAAGUCCAAAGAAUAUAAAUGCAUUUUCUUCUCGAAGAGAAACAUGGGCUUCCCAUGAAAUGGGAAACUGUAUGAUACUUGCAAUAUUAUCUCUAAUACUUCUAUUGUUCCAAAUAAUCUUGACAACCACGCUACUAUACUACAUUUGGAGACUUUACAAAUCUCUUCUUUAUGAAAAGAAAAAGCAGACUUUGAUUAAACUAAUUAAAUUUUCAAGAAGAUAACAAUUUUGAUAACGAAGUGAAUAAUGACAUACUCUUUGAAAUUCUAUUUAAUUAGUAUUAGUCUAUUUUACUUGGUCCAAAACAUUGCAUGAUAUUUAGUCAAGUUGGAUUUGGCCUCCUUCUUUGUAAAGAACACAAUUUUACACAUGAUUAGACAUAUGCCAAUAUUGCAAUCGUACUGCCACCCAGCCCAUUAAAUGUUGUGGAGCAGAGGUCUUUUUGUAUUAUAAUUGUCUGGUCCCAAAGGUUUGUUGAGUUUCAAAGGUACAUUUAAUAUCAGAGAAACGCAUACAACAUACAUCCUGAAAUUCUUUUUCUUCACAACCAUCCACGAAAACAGGAGUGCCACAAAGAAUGAAUGACAGUUAAAUGUUAGAACUCCAAAGACACCCCAGCUUCCCUCCCAUGCAUAAGUAGCAGCAAAGCAACGACUCUUCCACCCCACCAGCAAAAAAAAAGCAACAGUACCCCCACCGAGCACUCAAAUGUACAACAAAGCAUCGAUAAAUAAACAGACUUGCAGUACCCCAAAGACUACUUGCAGUACCCUAAAGAUCUUAGUAUUCAACAUACCACAGGGUCUCUCUCUCCCUAAUAAAGGAAAAGGAAGUGUCCCUGUUUCACAGUGAGAGGGGAGACAUAAAAAACAACUUGUUGAUUUAUGAUGUUAAAAGACAGUUGUGUCACUUUUUCCGAGCUCGGUGCCCAAAGAACUUGGGUCUCUGGGCACACAGCCAGCUCGCUGCCUUCAAUCUUCCAUCUCCCACGACACACCAAUUUCCUGUGGAGGCACUGACCUCAGGUCUGCCUGCUUCCAGGGACACGAAAUCCCAGAAACCUAAAGGUGCUCUAGUCUUCUAGGCCACGUUGUGGGACCCCGACAGCGGGUCCCAUUCCCGCAAAGAACUGAAGUCAGUGUGUAACUCCAGGUCAAAAGAACCCUGAAAGGGAAAAAUAGAGAUGUUAAAGAUAGAAAUAGAGCCGUUUCCGGAGAUGCAAGCAAAGGUGCCAUCGUCCUCCAAAGCUCCACCAUUGAGUGUAGUUCUCUCAGCCUUAAAAGUAUCAUAUGAAUGAAUGAAAGUGAAAUACAGAAUUAAUAAUUACUAUAAUGAUGGAUGUUUAACAAAAUAGACAACGUCAAAUCUAUAAAGCCACAGGUCAGUAGUUGAGGAAUUACUUGUCGGUUAACUAUCUCUAGCUAAACAUUAAAUGCAAACAAUAUCAUUCCAGCACUUCCUUGUAAAGAAAUAUUGGCUUCCAGUGUUUGUUAAAGAAAAUACAAACAAUCACUUCUUUGCCUGAAACCUGAAAGUUCUUGUUAAGCAAAAAAGGAGAAGUCAAGAAACGGGGAACAGUCAUGCAUCAGUGCUCCAUUCCCCUGGUGUAAAUGUAGAGUUCAAUGUGAUUCCUCCUUAGUAUAUGCUAAAAUAAAAUGGACAUCUGUCAAACAAAAUGGUGUUAGUUUGGAGUGGGAUGGUUUUGAGAAAGUGCAAGAGAACCAGUCCACGGCAAUGUUUGGAGGAAGUCAAGGAAACACAAGUCUGCAGCCAUAAUACUGAAAAUUGGUGAAAAACACUUUUUUUUCUGGGCUGAACAUAAUAAGAGAUAAGAGGGUGCAGACUGUACCACCAAAGGAUGGAAAAGUAAGGGGUUAUGAAGAGUAUAAAAAGGGGCACUUUCUGUGCAAUUGGGGAAGUUUGUCUUGGGCUACAUCAUCGGUGGUGCUAAUGCAAGAUAGGGAACAGUAUGUUAAGUCACCCAGAAAGAUUUAGAGAGAAAGAAAAAGAGAGAGGUAGGGAAUGAGAGAGAAAGGGGGAGAAAGAAAGAGAGAGAGAGAGAGAGAGAGAGAGAGAGAGAGAGAGAGAGAGAGAGAGAGAGAGAGAGAGAGAGAGAGAAACAGGCUGCAAGAAAGAUUGUUAAAUCUGUGACUUUCCAACAUUGCAGAGAAAGGCUUGUUCAGUGCAUAAGUAUUAUUUUGAUUCCUGUACCGCUUCUACUGUAGACAUUUGUUUUUCUUUCUGUGUUGCAUCUGUGCUAAUUCUAAUAAAAUGUUAUUUUGUGGUUUAA